Drosophila grimshawi is the source of this 2573-nucleotide messenger RNA. Its product is annotated as transcription factor castor. Gene Ontology annotation, biological process: regulation of neuron differentiation; positive regulation of transcription by RNA polymerase II. The transcript has 4 exons. Lineage: Eukaryota; Metazoa; Arthropoda; Insecta; Diptera; Drosophilidae. Gene Ontology annotation, molecular function: RNA polymerase II transcription regulatory region sequence-specific DNA binding; DNA-binding transcription factor activity, RNA polymerase II-specific. The record is from RefSeq and is a predicted model, not a curated record. Gene Ontology annotation, cellular component: nucleus. The coding region runs from base 1 to 2319 and encodes 772 amino acids.
AUGUCCAAUCAAAUGGAAUUUAUAAUGCAACUUUAUAUGAUGAGCCUGCUGCAGCAGCAACAACAACAGCAGCAACUUCAGCAACAGCAACAACAAUUUCAACAACAUCCACUACAACAGCAACAACAACAGUUGUUGGGAUUUGCCUAUACACCCAAUGAGGAUAUCAGCAGCAGCAGCACUUGCCUGCAACAACAAGAACAACAACAACAACAACAACACAAGACAAGAACGCACAAGCAAACAAAUUCGCAAAAUACGAACUGUAGUAGUAGCCGUAGUUGUAGUCCCAAUAGUAAUUUGAACACUUUAUCAACACAACAACAAUAUGAACAAAAUGCUACAACACUAAUAACACCCAUAACACCAACAACACCUAACAAUACAAACUUUGCCUAUCAGUUGCCACAAAUGUUGCUGACGCAGUACAUAAUGCAACAGCAGCAGCAACAUUUGCUGGCAACUUCAACUUCAAAUCUGCUUCUAACUCCUAAUACACCCAGCUCCACACAACAAUCACUAUUGGAGCCAUUUCCCUCCUCCUUGCAAAGUGAGCAAUUUACUACAAACAAUUUUUUGCAAUCCUCCACAGUGACAUCAACGCCAAACGAGCAAGCAGCAGCAGUAGCAGCAGCAACAGUACCAACAACAGCAGCAGCAACCGUUUCGGCAGUCACAGUCCAAGAUGAGCAGGAUUUCAAUGAUGAGGACGAGAAGCCGCUGUCCACUUUAAACAGCUGCAGCUCGUCCAAUAAUCACAACAAUAUGAUGAUGCUGCAGUCGGGCGCACAAUCGCUGGAGAGUACGAGCAACAGCGAUAUCAACGACUCGCCCAGCAUGUAUACGCCCGUCAAACAGCCAGCGGAUUCGUCAUAUAAUGUCGUCACCUCCAUCGAUAAUGAGGCAACAGUAUUUAACACUCCCCGGGGAGCACUGAGCAGCAAUUCGCUGUUGACACCACCGUCGUCCAGUGAUCAGGGCAAAGCCAGCAUUGUCAGCCUGACAACGGCCAGUAGUCUGGAUGCCUUUCUGCAGAACGAGGAGAAUCUGAAGAAUCUGCGUAAGGUCUCCUCGUAUCUGGAGUGUGAGAAUACGCUCUGUCGCCAGGAGACGUUACGUGAACAUUUCCAUUGCUAUGAUGAGCCCUGUCAGGGCAAGAUACUUAGCAAAAAGGAUGACAUUAUCCGCCACCUUAAGUGGCACAAGAAGCGCAAGGAGAGCCUCAAAUUGGCCUUUGCUCGCUUCUCGUCCUCGGAUGAUUGUGCGCCCGAAUACGGUGAGGGUUGUGUCUACAACUGGAAGCAGACGCACUAUCAUUGUGUCUAUGAGCACUGUCCCAAGGUCUAUGUGAGCACCAGUGAUGUCCAGAUGCAUGCCAACUUCCAUCGCAAGGACUCGGAGAUUGUGAAUGAGGGCUUCCGGCGUUUUCGCGCCCAUGAAAACUGUCGCAUCGAGGAUUGCCCCUUCUAUGGCAAGAAGAUAUCUCACUAUCAUUGCUGUCGCGAGGGUUGCAAUCACACUUUCAAGAACAAAGCAGAUAUGGACAAACACAAGACGUAUCACCUGAAGGACUAUCAGUUGACGCAGGACGGCUUCAAGAAGAUCCUCAAAACGGAGCAAUGCCCCUUUGAGUCCUGCAAGUUCUCCACGGUGUGCAAUCACAUCCACUGCGUCCGCGAGAAUUGCAAUUAUAUUCUGCACUCGAGCAGUCAAAUGAUUAGCCAUAAACGGAAACACGAUCGACAGGAUGGUGAACAAGCAUACCAGCAGUUCAAGGGCAAACAGGAGGACAUGGAGGAUGCUGCUUCACUGGAUGCAACACCUCAACCAAUUAGCAGCAACACCACCAGCUCCAACUCCACAUCCACAUCCAGCACACCACUCUCCUCGCUAUCAGCCGAGCAUUUCCUUGCCCGCAAACGUGGUCGCCCACCAAAGAAGAUUCAACUGCCCGUGAAUAAAGUAGAGUCAGAGGCAAAGCGUCUCAAGCUGACUGACACGGCGAGUAAUCCAGCGAUGCCAGCACAGUUCCCGCCCCAACAAGCCAACAACAAUGCGAUAUUACCCAGUUUGAUGCCGAUCGCAGCGUCGGCAAAUUUCCAACAGACGCAUCUCAUGGCCCUCUUUCAACUGCAGAAUCCGCUUUUCUAUCAAAAUCUGUAUCCCGGCGCCGCAGCUGCAAAUAUGCUGACCGUGCCACAGAAUGCAUCCAUAUUUGGCAACUUGGCCGCUUUCAGCGCGGCGGCUGCUGCGGCAGCGGCGGGUGGCGUGCAACAGCCAAAGACAGAGUUUAGCAUUAAACCCGAGUUCAAAGAGUAGAUGCCAACGACCUACACAGAGAGAAAAAUGACUAGCUAAAUUUGAGUAUCUGCAGUACUAGGAAACCAAACUUGGUAUCAGAAUAAUUCACUAAUAAUGAGCCCAACAAAUUGCACAUACAGCUUAAAUCAAAUAUUAAUUGCACAUUUCUUCAAAUAAGUUUCAAGUGCUUUAUUUGAGUUUUAAUUCCGGUUCCAAAUUUCACUUUUUUCUAGUCCAAAUCUAUUCGUUUCUCUUUAAAAUUGUAUUGCAUU